UAUUUGUACAUACUUCGGCUAGUCAAAAUCUGCUAGCUGCUGAAGAGUUUGCCGGAGAUUACAGUAGCGUCGACCAGCUCGGUUGAAAAUUGAUAGCUAAGUAACAACGUUGAAAAAAAUAGAUGACCUGCACAGCAGCUGCAAAUCCAGACACACCUGAAAGGCUACGGUCCUUCUUUAUACCAGCUGUCGUCAUACGUUAUCCAGACAUCCGGACAUACUCUGUCCCAUGUCGUAAAAUGACUUUGGCAAUAGAACGUUAACGUGGAAUGAUAUUGCAAACAAGAACGAAGUAGGAAGCACACAUUCGCCAGGCUCCCUUGUUCUCUUCUAGCUUAGAUGGAAGCCUCCUUGACUCCACCGACCGUCCAAUAUCCCGAACUGAGGUCACUCAUAAUGCAGAGUCCCAAUUGAGCUCAAUUGCGUGGAAGCAAUCGCCGCUGUUCGGGAUCGGGUCGCGCCAAUCAUCAUGACCGAGCGGCGGGUUCCACCUGAGCGGCACGCUUCCGCUGUUCGGUGUUUCCGCCCGCCGGAAAAGGCGACCCACGAACUCAGCCGAACAUGAUUUCAUGGCCGGCGAGCAAUAGCAACAGCCCUACAUUGCAGGCUAAGAGUUAUUUCUUCAGCUAGCACGGGGCACAUGGAGUCCACACUUUGUUUCCAUGACAUGAACAGCAGCAAAGCCAUUCGGACACUUUGUCGCGAAACAUUUGAAUUCGCUUGCCGGUUGCUGUCUUUGAAGCACUUCCUGUCUCGAAAUGGAGUGGUCGGUGGUCAUGUGUACAAAUGCACAUUCAAAGUACUUUACUUUGACGGAAGCGCAGGACUGGAGAAUGUGCCCUGCUAUACGCAUUCCGAAAUUAUACCUACUCAUUGCCCACCACUGCAAUUGACAAAGCCUAUAAAAUACAGUCAUGUCAUGACAAACCGGGAUGCCAUUUGAUGGACCGGCGCUCGGCCCACCCCCGCGGCACGCCCUCUGCUGGCGACCCAAUGUGACCGGAUACGGGCCCGCGCAGGCCUAUAAAAGGGCAGAGCGCCAGCCAGGGGCGCUCAGCAGACUGGUGUCGGCCACACCAUGGAGCGCGUCCCAGUUCUGCUGCUGGCCCUGCUGGCUGCCGCCACCUCCGCCAUCAAAAUCGCCGAGGAUGAGACGGCCCAGCUGAAGCGAAUUCUGGGCUCUCCGCUCACGCAGACGCUGGCCGACCAGCUCGGUCUGCAGCUGCCUGAAGUGCCUGAGUUCAACAUCGACUUCCGCAGCGUCGACAUCAACGCGCUGCUGGGCCAGGCGACCGACGUCGGCUGCGUGCCCGAGGGCGUGCAGGUCUCCGAGGCCGUUCAGAGCGCCGUGCAGCGCUGCGUCGGGCAGGCGUACCAGACGGCCGUCCGGAGGCCGCUGGCACGUCCCAACCGGCGACGAGGCAACCGGGCCGGCCGCCGCGGGCGCAGCCUCCUGGACGUCAUCAAGCAGCGCGCUGUCAACAACGGCAUGCUGAUGGCGCGGCAGUGCAUCCUGCGGGACCUCGAGCUCACCGGAGAGGACGGAGCACUCAACCAGACCUCGCUGGAGGCCAUCAUCGACGACAUGACCGCCGACGACGAGUUCAAGACGAAGCUGAAGAGUCUGGUGGAUGUCUGCUUCUUGUACACACCGGAGGUGAUCACCCAAGGCGCGCAACGUCUCCAGUUCCAGCUGGCCUGCAUCGGUAAGCUGACCAAGCUGGAAUGCUCGCUGUCGGUCGCGGACACCGUGUCGCCCACAGUCGGCCUCAUCAUGCGCCUCAAGCAUGGCAAGUGUCUGAAGGCCCUGCAGCCGCCGGCGCGAGCCGUGAUGGCCCAGACUGCCUGUGCCGCCGAGGAGGUGUCCACACUGAUGAGAGAUCGCCUGGACGAGACAGCGACGAGCACCGGACGCCGACGCCGGCGCAACGCCGACAUCAUGUCCAAAAUGCAGAUGCCCAGUAUGGAGAAUAUCGAGGAAUUCCUUGGAACGGCCACCAAGCGCACCUGCCGGCAAACGCGCAGGGGCCGUCGCUGCACGACGACACGAGCCAAGCCGUCCGUCUCCCUGGAGCAGCUCAACGAGACGCUGGCCCGCGCGGAGGAGCUGUACGGACCUCUGGACGAGGCGUUCGCCAACGUUCCAGAGAUGAUGCUGGGCGCGGCCAGCUGCUGGCACACCACCAUGGGCACGGAGGACGGCGCCGGUGGAGUGGACGUGGCCGCGCUGCAGACCCUGGCCGUCGAGGCGGAGGGUCCGGACAUGAUGCACGCCGCGCUCGCCGCCAUCAUCGACACCUGUGACAGCAGCGGUGCUGCGAGCAGCGUGGACAGCUUCGACGAGUGCUUCACUGAGCAGGCUGCCUACGCCUGCACCAUGGUCCAUAUGCUGGCAGGCUGGGAAGAGAAGGCCACCCCUGCCCGGGGCUAAGGACGAGCGCAGCAAUGUUCUGUUCUGCAGAACAGGUAUGCGUUGUUCGUUUCCGAUGGUUGGUACCGAUCGUUCGUAACUAUUGGCUAAUGCAGCCGCACCGGCACAAUGUUUGCUUCAUACAACCGGCCAGUGUUCGCAUUAUUUGCUAUUUACACAAUCUAAUCCGCACUUCGCAUACUCGUUAAAAUAAAAUUGUCACCAUUGAAAAUUAUUUUCAUUUGGUUUUGCAUCUUCCUGCAUGUGUCAUCACAAGUCACAAGCGAACAUAGUGACGAC
Molecule: messenger RNA, 2710 nt
Organism: Amphibalanus amphitrite
Lineage: Eukaryota; Metazoa; Arthropoda; Thecostraca; Balanomorpha; Balanidae
Exons: 2
Coding region: 1079-2431 (450 amino acids)
Source: RefSeq, a predicted model, not a curated record